CGGCGCGAUGUUUUGGCGUCAUCGCGGCGCCGGAGCGGGAAUCCAGGACAAUCCUGUGAGGGUGUGGACUCUGGACAGCAUGAUGGUCUGCGGGCUCCGCGCGCGCACCUGCUGGGCUCUGCGGUCCUUAGCUGUUAGCAGGCGAGCGCUGCGCUCCAGUCCGCGCACCCACGCUUUCGCCAAGGAGCUCUUCCUGGGCAGGAUCGAGAAGAAAGAAGUAUUCCCAUUUCCAGAAGUUAGCCAAGAUGAACUUAAUGAAAUCAAUCAGUUUGUGGGACCCAUAGAAAGAUUCUUCACUGAAGAGGUGGACUCUCGAAAAAUUGAUCAGGAGGGAAAAAUCCCAACGGAAACAUUGGAGAAACUGAAGGGCCUGGGGCUUUUUGGGAUGCAAGUCCCAGAAGAAUAUGGUGGCCUGGGCCUCUCCAACACCAUGUAUGCGCGGCUAGGGGAGAUUGUCGGCCUGGACGGGUCAAUCGCUGUGACCCUGGCAGCACACCAGGCCAUUGGCCUCAAGGGGAUCAUCUUGGCCGGUAGUGAAGAGCAGAAGGCCAAAUAUCUGCCCAAAUUGGCAUCAGGAGAACACAUUGCCGCCUUCUGCCUGACGGAGCCAGCCAGUGGAAGCGAUGCUGCCUCCAUCCGGACUAGGGCCUCUCUAAGUGAAGAUAAGAAGCACUAUAUCUUGAACGGCUCCAAGGUCUGGAUCACCAAUGGAGGACUUGCCAGUAUUUUUACCGUGUUUGCUAAAACCAAUGUUGUUGAUUCCGACGGCUCAGUAAAAGACAAAAUGACAGCAUUUAUAGUAGAAAGAGACUUUGGUGGAAUCACUAAUGGGAAGCCUGAAGAUAAGUUAGGCAUCCGUGGCUCAAACACCUGUGAAGUCCAUUUUGAAAACACCAAGGUGCCCAUUGAAAAUGUUCUAGGAGAAGUUGGAGGUGGGUUUAAGGUGGCCAUGAACAUCCUCAACAGUGGGCGGUUCAGCAUGGGCAGUGCUGUGGCCGGGAUGCUCAAGAAAUUAAUCGAAAUGACUGCAGAAUAUGCCUGCACGAGGAAGCAGUUCAACAGGAGCCUCAGUGAAUUUGGAUUAAUUCAGGAAAAGUUUGCCUUGAUGGCUCAGAAGGCUUAUGUAAUGGAAAGUAUGGCCUACCUCACUGCAGGGAUGCUGGACCAACCAGGGUUUCCUGACUGCUCCAUCGAGGCUGCCAUGGUGAAGGUGUUCAGCUCAGAGGGUGCCUGGCAGUGCGUGAGUGAGGCGCUGCAGAUCCUCGGCGGCUCGGGCUACAUGAGGGACUACCCGUACGAGCGCAUGCUGCGUGACACCCGCAUCCUGCUCAUCUUUGAGGGAACCAAUGAGAUUCUCCGGAUGUACAUCGCCCUGACAGGCCUGCAGCACGCCGGACGCAUCCUGACAGCAAGGAUCAACGAGCUUAAACGGGGCAAUGUGACCACUGUCCUGGAGACCGUUGGCCGGAGGCUUCGGGACUCCUUGGGCCGAACCGUGGACCUGGGAUUGACAGGGAAUCUCGGAGUUGUGCACCCCAGUGUUGCGGACGGUGCCAACAAGCUCGAGGAGAACGUGUAUUACUUUGGGCGCACUGUGGAGACGUUGCUGCUCCGCUUUGGCAAGACCAUUGUGGAGGAGCAGAUGGUCUUGAAGCGGGUGGCCAACAUCCUCAUCAACCUGUACGGCAUGACAGCUGUGCUGUCUCGGGCCAGCCGCUCCAUACGAGCAGGCCUCCGGAACCAUGACCAUGAGGUUCUGUUGGCCAACAUCUUCUGCACAGAAGCUUAUUGCCAGAAUCUCUUCACCUUAUCUCAGCUGGACAAGUAUUCUCCAGAAAAUCUAGAUGAACAGAUCAAGAAAGUAUCCCAGCACAUCCUAGAGAAGCGAGCAUACAUCUGUGCCCACCCUUUGGAUCGGACAUCCUGAAGCAGAGGGAUGGUGGUCACUGUUGCCGCCAGCCCCCAGGCGACAGCCUGUUGCUGACAACUCUUACUUUUUCCAGAAGGUGUUGAACUUGGGGUUAUUUUAAGUUGAACUUUCUUCCCAGUCUUUACCUGAGGUCUUUUUCUUCACCUGGGGAAACUUCUUCUAGGCUUGAUCUGUGAGCACUGCUGCCUAACAUGAUCAUUCCAGGUUCUAAGUGGAGAUGGAGAUGGAUAGAGAGAGAAUGGAGUUGCUGAGACCUGGAAUUAGAGGAUACGCUCUUAGUUUAGGAGACCUCAGAAUGGAAAUGGGCGCUCGAGCUGCUGCCUCUGUCGCAUGAACCUGCGGGGACCUAUUUCGGGCAUGGACGGCCAUUUCUACUAGACCACACCUCUCCCAAGAAAUAGCUUGAAAGCUGUGUAUGUGUCAUUCAUUCAGACUAGAAGCAAAAUAUACUUAAAAUAUGCACCAGGAACCACUUAACAAAAAAAGAAUAUAAAAUGGCACAGUUUGUGUUUACCCUUCUAGUCAUGUUUUUCCUCAGACCAGCCUUUAAUGGAUGGCAGCAUGCUCCUAAAAAUCACCCUUUGGUGAUGGCUCUCACUCUCUUUUGUCCUCAACCUGUGAGAAAAAGGCCUUGAAAGCUGAGGAGCAGGUUCCCUCUGCAGGGCCAUGGGGAUUAUGAGCCCUAUCUUUGAUCCCUCUCGGUGAUGGCUGGCUGGAAAACAGCAUUGCUUGGUACAUGACAACAUAUGCUUGUUCCCACCUGGGUUUUUCUGUCUGUUUUCUUUGCAAGGAUUGCCUGUCUACAGUGGACCAGAAAGGUGACAUUGCCUAAGGCCACUGGAACUGGUACAUACAGCACCUGAGUUUAGAGAAUGGAAAUAAAAGUAGCAACACCUACAAACAUCCCCAAAGGAAGGGGAAAGUAAGAAUAGAUACUUUUGAAGAAAUAAUGAGUAUCAGAAUUGAUAAGGAAAAUUCCAAGCCUGGACACAUUUUUAGUGAGAUUUAAAACAAAGGCAAAGAUGAAUUCUGAAAAGUAACAGAGAAAAAGGGCAGGGCACCUGUGAAGGAAAAAGUAUGAUGAACAUCAGAUCCCACAACAGCAAUGCUGUAAAUAAGAAGGUAAAGAACUUGAGCCUGCAGAUUUUUUGUUUUGUUUUGUCUUGGUUUUGUUUUUAAUUGAUUUUAAAAUAAUGAAAAGGCAAGCCACAGACUGGGAAAAUAUAUUUGCAGUACAUGUGAAUGACAACUGAUCCAGAUAAAAAUAAAAUAAAAAACCCACAAAUGGGACUUCAUCAAAAUAAAAAGCUUCUGCUCAGCAAAAGAAACCAUCAACAAAACCACAAUAAAGCCCACUGCAUGGGAGAACAUAUUUAACAAUGUUAUCUCCAAUAAGGGUUUAAUCUCCAAAAUUUACAGGGAACUCAUACAACUUAACAAAAAGAAGACAAACAAUCCAAUCAAAAAAUGGGCAAAGGACCUAAACAGACACUUAUCGAAAGAAGACAUAUAGAAGGCCAUGAGACAUAUAAAAGCAUGCUCAAAGUCACUAAUCAUCUGAGAGAUGCAAAUCAAAACGACAAUGCAGUACCAUCUCACACCUGUCAGAAUGGCUAUCAUCAACAAAUCAACCAACAACAAGUGCUGGAGAGGAUGUGGAGAAAAAGGAACCCUGUGCACUGCUGGUGGGAAUGCAGACUGGUGCAGCCACUAUGGAAGACAGUAUGGAGUUUCCUCAAAAAAUUAAAAAUGGAACUCCCAUUAGACCCAGUAAUCCUACUUCUAGGAAUAUAUCCUAAGAAAUCAGAAACACCUAUCAGGAAGGAUAUAUGCACCCCUAUGAUCAUAGCAGCACAAUUUACAAUAGCUAAGAUUUGGAAACAACCUAAGUGCCCAUCAGCAGAUGAGUGGAUUAGAAAACUGUGGUACGUCUACACAAUGGAAUACUACACUGCUACUAAAAAGAAGGAACUUUUACCAUUUGCAACAGCAUGGGUGGAACUGGAGAGCAUUAUUCUAAGCAAAAUAAGCCAGUCAGAGAAAGAUAAAUAUCACAUGAUCUCACUCAUAUGUGGGAUAUAAUGAUCAACAUAAAC
Messenger RNA from Myotis daubentonii (Daubenton's bat), 4026 nucleotides. It is a transcript of the gene ACAD9, whose product is annotated as acyl-CoA dehydrogenase family member 9. Gene Ontology annotation, molecular function: acyl-CoA dehydrogenase activity; flavin adenine dinucleotide binding. NCBI's taxonomy places the organism in Eukaryota, Metazoa, Chordata, Mammalia, Chiroptera, Vespertilionidae. The record is from RefSeq and is a predicted model, not a curated record.